AUGAAGAAGAUCUCAAACGCAUUGGUAGAUUCCUGGGAGAAUCCCGAGGAUUUAACACAUGUUGAGUUUUUCUACAUACUCACCUGGAUUUCCAAUACCAUUGGCAAGGAAAAGUCAGCAUGGUUUGCGAUCGAGGAUGUCGAAUGGUCCAACAUGGUCACUUGCAGCUACAUGGACAUCAGAGAAUAUAUUGCUCGACAACCUUUCAGUCUUCCUACUGCUAUUACUCCUAUGGAUCGGCUAGCCCUAUACUAUAUCGUUCCCGAGUCAAAAGAUAUCCUCCAACAAAUCAUCCCAAAACUAGUUGGUUUCAUGGACCAUGAUAUUUUCAAACAAGAAGAUGUGGCUCGCGAGAUCUACGAUUUGGGUUUUCUUCCGGCGCCUAUCUCCGCAAAGGACGUACCAGAAGCGGCCAGGCGCCGAGCCAAGAUGACUGAUCCGCAUUUGAAGAAGGUUGUAGGAUCAGCGAUGAUUCGGGGUUUGCUUCGAAGAUGGAUUGAAGCUGACCCCAAUCCGGUUAGUAUUCUUAAGCUGACCCAGGUCCGGGUGGAAGAUCUUUGCAGCACGCUAGAAGAUGAAGUUCUCUCAUUAAGGGACUAA
This is a messenger RNA of Colletotrichum tamarilloi, 600 nucleotides long. RefSeq lists its product as uncharacterized. Bases 1 to 600 code for a protein of 199 amino acids. The record is from RefSeq and is a predicted model, not a curated record. NCBI's taxonomy places the organism in Eukaryota, Fungi, Ascomycota, Sordariomycetes, Glomerellales, Glomerellaceae. The transcript has a single exon.